AUGUGCCACACCAGCUGCUCCACUGGCUGCCAGCCAAGCUGCUCCGUGCCCCUCCUUGUCUGUUGUGUGUCCAGCCCCUGCCAGUCCACCUGCUGUGUGUCCAGCCCCUGCCAGUCCACCUGCUGUGGGUCCAGCCCCUGCCAGUCAGCCUGCUGUGUGCCUGUGUGCUGCAAACCCGCUGUGUGUGUGCCUGUGUGCUGCAAGCCCGUGGCCUGUGGGGUCCCCUCCUGCCAGAUCUCCUGCUGCCAGCCGGCUUCCUACACAGCCCUGGUCUGCAGACCCACAUGUACUCCGUCCUGCUGCUGAGCAGGAGUCCUCCAAGCGUCUGCUCAUCGUUCAGCUGAGAUGACACUGGAAACACCCUAACUUGGGUCAUUGUGGCUGAUCUGCUCUGCUGAUCCCCUGCAACUCCGUGUGCCUUCACUAGCCACACAAAGCAGGGCUACUCAUCCAGUCAGCAGGAGCUUCCAUUCCCCCCCACACACCCCCUCCCUGAAAUCCAUGGGGCAAAGAUCCUCAUGGGCAGACACGUGGGCUCUGCUCACUGUCCACUUGU
This is a messenger RNA of Dromiciops gliroides (monito del monte), 556 nucleotides long. RefSeq names its product keratin-associated protein 12-1-like. NCBI's taxonomy places the organism in Eukaryota, Metazoa, Chordata, Mammalia, Microbiotheria, Microbiotheriidae. The transcript is spliced from 2 exons. The record is from RefSeq and is a predicted model, not a curated record. The coding region runs from base 1 to 306 and encodes 101 amino acids. Gene Ontology annotation, cellular component: keratin filament.